Salmo salar (Atlantic salmon) is the source of this 915-nucleotide messenger RNA. The record is from RefSeq and is a predicted model, not a curated record. Lineage: Eukaryota; Metazoa; Chordata; Actinopteri; Salmoniformes; Salmonidae.
AUGGACACCCUGCCAGACCGAUCCCAGCAUCACCAUCCACACCCAGACCCCAGCAUCACCAUCAACACCCCUACACCCAGAUCCCAGCAUCACCAUCCACACCCCUACACCCAGAUCCCAGCAUCACCAUCCACACCCCUACACCCAGACCCCAGCAUCACCAUCCACACCCAGACCCCAGCAUCACCAUCAACACCCCUACACCCAGACCCCAGCAUCACCAUCAACACCCCUACACCCAGACCCCAGCAUCACCAUCAACACCCCUACACCCAGACCCCAGCAUCACCAUCAACACCCCUACACCCAGACCCCAGCAUCACCAUCCACACCCCUACACCCAGACCCCAGCAUCACCAUCCACACCCCUACACCCAGACCCCAGCAUCACCAUUCACACCCCUACACCCAGACCCCAGCAUCACCAUCCACACCCAGACCCCAGCAUCACCAUCCACACCCCUACACCCAGACCCCAGCAUCACCAUCAACACCCCUACACCCAGACCCCAGCAUCACCAUCCACACCCCUACACCCAGACCCCAGCAUCACCAUUCACACCCCUACACCCAGACCCCAGCAUCACCAUCAACACCCCUACACCCAGAUCCCAGCAUCACCAUCCACACUCCUACACCCAGACCCCAGCAUCACCAUUCACACCCCUACACCCAGACCCCAGCAUCACCAUCCACACCCCUACACCCAGACCCCAGCAUCACCAUCCACACCCCUACACCCAGUCCCCAGCAUCACCAUCCACACCCCUACACCCAGAUCCCAGCAUCACCAUCCACACUCCUACACCCAGACCCCAGCAUCACCAUUCACACCCCUACACCCAGACCCCAGCAUCACCAUCCACACCCCUACACCCAGACCCCAGCAUCACCAUCCACACCCCGGCCAGCUAA